AUGAGCAAUUGUGGAGAUUUGGGUGCCGAGAGGGAGCGUUUUCUAGAAGCAUUCCUGCAACCUAAACCCGAUGGAUCACAACAUGCCCCUUGAAUUGGUAAAUUGAUAGAAGAUCUUCCUGACGAUGUCCUUCAAUCGUUUUGUCUUGCUUCUCUCUUUCUCAUACUUUGUAGGGGGCAAAAAGGAAAGAAAGAAAGGAAGAAAGAAAGAAAAGGAAAAACCACUUGAUUGCUUGAUGCACAUAAUCAAGUUUGGAAGAGUGCCAGUGCCACAAAUGGGCUUUGACUAUAACGUCCCAGACGUUACUAGGAUUUCGGCUAGCAACUUUGAACACCAUUACAGGACAAAUUGGAAUAAAAAGAAUUGAAGGCGUGCGGCUCAUAAAACUGUAUUGUUUUAGUCACAAUCAUGGAUAAACAUUUUGAUGGUGGUCCGCCUGGUUUGUGACGCCAUCUGACGGUCCAUUUGAC
Molecule: messenger RNA, 470 nt
Organism: Truncatella angustata
Lineage: Eukaryota; Fungi; Ascomycota; Sordariomycetes; Amphisphaeriales; Sporocadaceae
Exons: 1
Coding region: 125-367 (80 amino acids)
Source: RefSeq, a predicted model, not a curated record